This is a messenger RNA of Budorcas taxicolor (takin), 1360 nucleotides long. RefSeq names its product thyroid hormone receptor interactor 13 (gene TRIP13). Bases 33 to 1331 code for a protein of 432 amino acids. The record is from RefSeq and is a predicted model, not a curated record. Gene Ontology annotation, molecular function: ATP hydrolysis activity; ATP binding. Lineage: Eukaryota; Metazoa; Chordata; Mammalia; Artiodactyla; Bovidae. The transcript is spliced from 13 exons. Gene Ontology annotation, cellular component: chromosome; nucleus. Gene Ontology annotation, biological process: meiotic recombination checkpoint signaling; reciprocal meiotic recombination.
GGCUCCGCGCGGCUUCCAGCGGCGGCGCCGACAUGGACGAAGCUGUGGGAGACCUGAAGCAGGCGUUGCCCUGCGUGGCCGAGGCGCCCACGGUCCACGUGGAGGUGCACCAGCGGAGCGGCAGCACUGCCAAGAAAGAGGAUAUAAAGCUGAGUGUUAGAAAGCUACUCAACAGGCAUAACAUUGUGUUUGGUGAUUACACCUGGUCUGAGUUUGACGAGCCUUUUCUCACCAGAAAUGUGCAGUCUGUGUCUAUUGUUGACACGGAAUUAAAGGCUAAAGAUCCACAGCCCAUUGAUUUGAGCGCAUGCAAUAUUGCACUUCACAUCUUCCAGCUGAAUGAGGAUGGCCCCAGCAGCGAAAAUCUGGAGGAAGAGACAGAAAACAUAAUUGCAGCAAAUCACUGGGUCCUGCCUGCAGCUGAAUUCCAUGGGCUUUGGGACAGCCUGGUGUAUGACACGGAAGUCAAAUCUCACCUCCUCGACUACGUAACGACGGCCCUGCUGUUUUCAGACAAGAAUGUCGACAGCAACCUCGUCACCUGGAACCGGGUGGUGCUGCUUCACGGUCCUCCAGGAACUGGAAAAACAUCGCUGUGUAAAGCUUUAGCCCAGAAAUUGACCAUCAGACUCUCGAGCAGGUACCGAUAUGGCCAGUUAAUUGAAAUAAACAGCCACAGCCUCUUUUCUAAGUGGUUUUCAGAGAGUGGCAAGCUGGUGACUAGGAUGUUCCAGAAGAUUCAGGACUUGAUUGAUGACAAGGAUGCUCUGGUGUUCGUGCUGAUCGAUGAGGUGGAAAGCCUAACCGCCGCCCGGAACGCAUGCAGGGCAGGCACCGAGCCUUCGGACGCUAUCCGUGUCGUCAAUGCCGUCUUGACCCAAAUCGAUCAGAUUAAAAGGCACUCCAACGCAGUGAUCCUGACCACGUCCAACAUCACAGAAAAGAUCGACGUGGCCUUCGUGGACAGGGCUGACAUCAGGCAGUACGUCGGGCCGCCCUCGGCAGCGGCCAUCUUCAGGAUUUACCUCUCCUGCCUGGAAGAGCUGAUGAGGUGCCAGAUCGUAUACCCUCGCCAGCAGCUGCUGACCCUCCGCGAGCUGGAGGUGAUCGGCUUCGUUGAAAACAACGUCUCCAAGCUGAGCCUCCUCCUGAGCGAAAUUUCAAGGAAGAGCGAGGGCCUGAGCGGCCGCGUCCUGAGGAAGCUCCCUUUUCUGGCCCAUGCGCUGUACAUCCAGGCCCCCACCGUCACCGUCGAGGGCUUCCUCCACGCCCUGUCUCUGGCUGUGGAGAAGCAGUUUGAGGAGAGAAAGAAGCUCUCGUCGUGCACAUGACCUGGCACCCCCGUCCUCGCUGAGCACAC